UUUCGCUUGGCGCUGUCCCUCUCCUCCGCAACGGUCUGGCUUCCCCGACGUGUUUUGUUUGCGACGCUGUCGUGUAACAGCGCGCUUUACGGCCGCGGGGACGAAGCGGGCCGGCGCUAGGGCCACUCCGGCCGGGAAGCAGUGCAGGCGAGCGAGGUUGAUGCCCGGCGGCGGGGUGAGCGCGGCGUCUGGCCGGCUUUUCACCGCCGCAGAGCAAAGGGGGGCCCGGGAAGCGGCAGGGUCGGCGUCUAGGAGCGGCCCGGGGGGCUCCGGCGGCGGCAGAGGCGGAGCAGGCGGUCCCGGGCCGGGGAGCGGAGGCCCGGGGUGCCCCGCGGGCAGGAUGAGCCUGACCCCGAAGGAGCUCUCGAGCCUGCUGAGCAUCAUCUCGGAGGAGGCGGGUGGCGGCAGCACCUUCGAGGGCCUGUCCACCGCCUUCCACCACUACUUCAGCAAGGCCGACCACUUCCGCCUGGGCUCGGUGCUGGUCAUGCUGCUGCAGCAGCCAGACCUGCUGCCCAGCGCGGCGCAGCGCCUCACCGCGCUCUACCUGCUCUGGGAGAUGUACCGCACCGAGCCGCUCGCCGCCAACCCCUUCGCCGCCAGCUUCGCGCACCUGCUCAACCCUGCGCCUCCCGCCCGCGGCGGCCAGGAACCUGACCGGCCACCGCUCUCAGGAUUUUUACCUCCUAUAACUCCACCAGAAAAGUUUUUUCUUUCCCAGCUGAUGCUGGCACCCCCAAGGGAACUCUUCAAGAAGACGCCUCGCCAGAUUGCGUUGAUGGAAGUUGGAAGCAUGGGCCAGUCUGUGGACAUCAGCGGGCUUCAAUUAGCUUUGGCUGAACGCCAGUCUGAAUUGCCAACUCAAAGUAAAGCUAGCUUCCCUAGUAUUCUCAGUGACCCAGACCCAGAUUCUUCUAAUUCUGGUUUUGACAGCUCAGUUGCCUCUCAGAUCACAGAAGCUUUAGUCAGUGGACCAAAACCACCUAUUGAAAGCCAUUUUCGACCAGAGUUUAUCCGCCCCCCACCUCCGCUCCAUGUUUGUGAGGAUGAGCUGGCGUGGCUGAAUCCCACAGAGCCUGACCACGGCGUUCAGUGGGACAAGUCCAUGUGUGUGAAGAACAGCACUGGCGUGGAGAUCAAGCGAAUAAUGGCCAAAGCCUUCAAAAGCCCCUUGUCUUCUCCCCAGCAGACACAGCUCCUUGGGGAGUUGGAAAAAGACCCCAAACUUGUUUAUCAUAUUGGCCUCACCCCAGCCAAACUUCCCGACCUUGUGGAAAACAACCCUUUAGUCGCCAUAGAAAUGCUGCUGAAAUUAAUGCAAUCAAGCCAGAUCACUGAAUAUUUCUCUGUCCUGGUAAAUAUGGACAUGUCCUUACAUUCAAUGGAAGUUGUAAAUCGACUAACUACGGCUGUUGAUCUACCUCCUGAGUUUAUUCACCUUUAUAUAUCAAAUUGCAUCUCUACUUGUGAACAAAUUAAGGAUAAGUAUAUGCAGAAUCGCUUGGUGCGUCUUGUGUGUGUCUUUCUCCAGUCCUUGAUCCGUAACAAAAUUAUUAAUGUACAGGACUUGUUUAUAGAAGUACAGGCAUUCUGUAUCGAGUUCAGUAGGAUACGAGAAGCUGCUGGUCUUUUCCGGUUGUUGAAGACAUUGGAUACUGGGGAAACACCUUCUGAGACCAAAAUGUCAAAGUAAUACCUCAUUGGAACCACCCAUUAAUUCAUCGUUCAGCUGUGAUUUAGAUUUUAAAACUGUUCAAACUAAAGUGGAUUGCUUGGUCUAAUGCAUAUAAACAAUACUUUAUCUACAUAAAGCA
This is a messenger RNA of Propithecus coquereli (Coquerel's sifaka), 1814 nucleotides long. RefSeq names its product CCR4-NOT transcription complex, subunit 11 (gene CNOT11). Gene Ontology annotation, cellular component: CCR4-NOT complex. NCBI's taxonomy places the organism in Eukaryota, Metazoa, Chordata, Mammalia, Primates, Indriidae. The transcript has 7 exons. The record is from RefSeq and is a predicted model, not a curated record. Bases 161 to 1693 code for a protein of 510 amino acids. Gene Ontology annotation, biological process: negative regulation of translation; mRNA catabolic process.